Messenger RNA from Perkinsus marinus ATCC 50983, 1314 nucleotides. RefSeq names its product equilibrative nucleoside transporter, putative. The transcript has a single exon. The coding region runs from base 1 to 1314 and encodes 437 amino acids. Lineage: Eukaryota; Perkinsozoa; Perkinsida; Perkinsidae. Gene Ontology annotation, biological process: nucleoside transmembrane transport. The record is from RefSeq and is a predicted model, not a curated record. Gene Ontology annotation, molecular function: nucleoside transmembrane transporter activity. Gene Ontology annotation, cellular component: plasma membrane.
AUGUCUUCCACAGCAGAGUCGCCUUCCCUUGCCACCAAAGACGAGAGUAUGAGUGAUAUCGAGGACGGUGGGUCUAUCAAGAACAAUGAUGAUAAGAUCAUGGAGUCAAAGCAGCCCCCCAAGGUUGACUGGUCACUAUUGGCACAGUUCCUCAUUCUUGGAUUUGUGGCAUUGGCUCCUUGGAACUUCGUCUUGGCCGAUCUGCCUUAUCUGGAUUCUAAGUUCCAUAACCAUUUUAGUUCCACUGUCCCUAUUAUCUACUCUGUUGCUGUCAACGUUGCCCAGCUACUAUUAAUUUGGGUAGGUAACAAGUUCAGCUUUGCCCCCCGAUUCGAUUGGGGAUGUGGGAUCUUGGCUGUUUUCAAUAUCCUACUAGCUGUUGUUGCCAUGACCAUUGGUGAUGGUAAUCCGUGCACUAAUGAAGGGUUAGGUUUUGGUCUUGCUCUUGUGUGUGUAUUCUUGCUCGGUUUCGGCCAUGCAUUGAUGGAAUCCUCUUCCUUUGGUCUUGCUGCUUUAUGUCCAACAUCAUGUAUGAUUGCUGAUAUGACUGGUGAAGGUGUGGCUGGUUUGGUAGGAUGGCCUAUCAAUAUGCUUCUACAAGUUAUCUUUGAUGCUGGUAAUGUACGUCGUCAACAAGAAUGGCAGUGUCUCGUUUUCUUUUGCGUUACAUCUGUUAUUACUGUUUUCGUUAUUCCUAUGUAUCGAUGUAUCACUUCUAAGCAUCCUUAUAUGAGAGAAGUGCUGAAGAUUGAGGAGAAGCGUAAGACGGCUAGUUUGAAGACUCGUCAGACUAGACGCCCGGUUAUCUAUAUUGUCAAGGAUAUUCUACCUAUGGCUCUCUGUGCAUGGGGUACCAUGGGUGUUACCUUUGUGGUCUUCCCCGCACAAGUUUCAUAUUGGAAGUCUGAGGAUCCUACCAAUACCGGUUUCGUAGCACAGGUUAUCUAUACCUUCCAGGUUGUUGAUACCAUCGGACGUUUCGCACCGAGCCUGAAGUUCGACAUGCCCGAAUGGUGUUUGAUGAUCUGGGUUACUGCUCGUCUUAUCUACAUCCCACUCUUCAUCUGUGUGAGUUUGUAUCCCAUGUUGGUCCCAUUCUAUUAUGACUGGUUCAAGCAUCUCAUAAUGGGAUGCUUUGCCCUCACUAAUGGUAGUGGCUGUACCCUAUCAAUGAUGAAGGGGCCUACUCAUGCGAAGGGGUCAUCCGAAGAAGAAGUCUCUGGGUAUGUUAUGGCAUUUGGCCUUAUUUCUGGCAUCUUGACUGGAAGUAUCUUUGGUCUUAUUGCCAACAUAUGCCUUGGACAGAGCACUUAA